AUGAGCAGUCUUGUUCCAAGUCUAGCGGCUCCAUCAGAUUACAGGGACCGUCGAUACAAGGGCACGGAUGAAGAUUACUGGCGAGCAGUAGCAGAAUCUACUACUCUCUAUGUCGGAAACCUGUCCUUCUUCACCACCGAAGAACAAAUAUACGAAUUGUUUUCCAAAUGUGGUGACAUUAAACGAAUCAUUAUGGGUUUGGACUCGCAUCAACGAACGCCCUGUGGCUUUUGCUUUGUAGAAUACUAUAAACGAACCGACGCACUCGACGUAAUGAAAUUCAUCAACGGCACCAAACUCGACGAACGGCCAAUCCGUAUAGACAUGGAUCCAGGAUUUGAAGAAGGACGACAAUUCGGAAGAGGCAGAUCUGGUGGUCAAGUUCGUGACGAGUACAGAGAAGAAUAUGAUCCUGGUCGUGGUGGAUGGGGUCCUAUCUUGAGACGACAACAGGAAUUGGUUCGUGGUGAACAGCAAAAGGAUACUUACCAGUCGUAUGCUAUACCGCUUGGGCCUACGUCAGAGUAUUAUGUCAAAGAUGCUGUACGCAAUGCCAAGAGAGAUCGUGAUGAAGGCUUUGAUACCAAUGAAGAUACAUCAUCUACCGUCAAUCUGGCCAAACGUAUUACUCGUGAUCGUAUUCGUGAACCUGAUGUGAACCCGCGAUUCCGAGGAGAAGACAAGGACGAUGAAUGA
Molecule: messenger RNA, 696 nt
Organism: Synchytrium microbalum
Lineage: Eukaryota; Fungi; Chytridiomycota; Chytridiomycetes; Synchytriales; Synchytriaceae
Exons: 5
Coding region: 1-696 (231 amino acids)
Biological process (GO): mRNA cis splicing, via spliceosome
Cellular component (GO): nuclear cap binding complex
Molecular function (GO): RNA cap binding
Source: RefSeq, a predicted model, not a curated record